This is a messenger RNA of Mizuhopecten yessoensis (Yesso scallop), 7513 nucleotides long. RefSeq lists its product as uncharacterized. Bases 183 to 4145 code for a protein of 1320 amino acids. The transcript has 5 exons. The record is from RefSeq and is a predicted model, not a curated record. NCBI's taxonomy places the organism in Eukaryota, Metazoa, Mollusca, Bivalvia, Pectinida, Pectinidae.
CUGUCGUAAUCGCGGGAAGAAGAUGGCGUAUAACACGUGAAAUAUUAGUCGAAAAAUGGAUAAAUCUUUCAAUUGCAUAUUUGGUACUGGCGUAGCAGUAUUGCAAUUUGAUUAUAUGGAAAGGUUGAUGCUGACCGAACAAGUGAACUACUGUUGACAAAGAAGAGAAGACACGUAAUAAGAUGGAACAGACUGACUCGGAAAUCUUACUAACUGAGAAUCAAGAACUUGUCUCAGGAACAGAUGAUAUGGGUAGAAUGGUGUAUUUAGUAGUGGACAAGACACUAGAUAAGUCUGGUCAGCAGGGUACGGCAGAUCUGAUCUAUAACAUAGUUGACGAGCAGGGAUUAUAUGAUCAGAUGGGCACUAGCGCCACCCUGGACACAGACUCCCAGCUGAUAACCGGUCACAGUGCCAGUGUCUCGCUUGAUGCAAGGGGCACAGUUUACCAGUACACUGUGCCAGUGUCGUCUGUGGAGAACUACCAGCUACCUUUGGGACAAGGGGCAAGCAACUCCAUUACAGAUAAAGUUCGUGUGGAGAGAGUUGAACAACUUUCUGCUAAUAACUUGACCCAGGCGAUAUCUGCGGAUAUGUUAAACAACAGUACUACCGCAGACAUCAUCCUGGCUUCCUCUGAGGAACCUGACCUCAACGACACAUCUAUCAUACAGGUCCAGGCCUAUCCCUCCCAGGACUAUGGAAGUAUGAUGUCUAUGCCGUUCAUUCCAUCAAAUGUGCCGUCUAAUAUCCACACUUUGUGUAUCCCGACAAGUAUGGAAGAUGCACAGUUACUGAACAAUUUUAGUGCGGAUGCCAUGGAAAGCUUGCAGUCAUUACUAGAUGUGGACGUGGACACCACCAUCACAACCACAACAGAGGAGCUCAUUGAUUCUGCCUUGGAUCCUGCAACACCUACCAUAAGCCAUGAGAACUACGACAAUUCGUUGCGGGCAGACAUUGAUCAAAUUAACGGGAAGCUGACACAACAACGUUCUCGGAGUACAACAUUCAGUGGCAACCAUGGGGAUGUUAGAAGAUCAAAACGUUUAAGUUCUCAUACUCCAAAAAAAUACAACCAUGUGCAACAUGAAGUAGAGGAGGAAAUUGAAGAAAGGAAAAUAGCGAACAGAACUCCACCAGAGUUACUCAAUGCAGAGUACAUGAGUCAGGAAGAUGUCAAUAUGGUGAAGAAAAGCGUGAGUAAUUUUCGACCAAACUUCUCCUCGUAUCCCACAUUGUGUAAAUGUAAACAUAAAGAAAAAGGGACAGACAUUCCAGUUGAACAGAUCUGGCUACACAAGAACCAAAUGUACUAUCUACCUCAGAUAAACAUUUUGGUGAUCAGCUUUGAAGAAUAUGUCGGCUUUCUUCGUCAAGACAAGUGGUAUGUCAGUGUUGGCGAAAUAACUCAAAGGCUUAUACCAAACUUUCGUAGUGAGGUGGAGUCAUAUCUCGUAAAGAAUAUUUGUGACAAGCAGUUUCUGUCACUUGAGGAGAUUGAAUACCUCAAGCAGAGAAGAUGUGUCAAUCAGAGCAUGAAAUCUGGUACCAUGAUAUCCUUAGACACCCUCCGGGUAAUGUGCAAGUUCUUAGCCAGCACCAAAGCAUUCAUACAGGCACCUACAAAUGGGCUGUCUAAUGCAGCGCAUGGUAUCUUCUACAAAAAGUUACUUGAAAAAAACACCAGAUGUUCCAAAUGUGGGGGCGCAGUCAAGAAUAUUGAGGCCUCUGAUAGAUAUGUACUUCUGGAUUCUCCUGUUGAAAUACUGUAUUCUAGAAGAAUCCAGGAGAGCUCUACAUCACAAGAGACAUCUCUGCAGAAGUCCAUGUAUGUUGGUGAAGUCACUAUUGGAAAUGUAUUUUUUAAGUCAUUCAAAUUAGAUGAGUUAACUUACAUUUCCCUCAAGGAAAUUGUGGAGUGUCAGGUGUUCAACCUCCAAGUCCUCCAGUCAAGACUUGUACAGCUUCAGUACCGACCACGACCAGCCCCCACAGCCAUCGAUUGUCACUUUUCCAAUGAACGCACGAAUGUAAACCAAACAUUGUGGAUCGACCUGAUGACCUUGCGCUGUGCUUGUUGUAUGAGUAGACAACGCUCUCCCACGUCAAAGAUAGAGGUUUUACAGCAGAUGUUCUCAAGAGGCCAGUAUACCUGUACCUUUGACCUGGAGAUCGUUGCUUUUGACGACUACGACUCGGCCAAUAAUGAAACUGUGUAUACUUUAGAUCCACACACGUACAAGAUCACAACCAGACAUAAUUAUAACCAGUCGGUUCACGCAGGUGCUGGUCGCAAAGUUCAAAGGUCAUUGUCCAAUGAGGAAGAGAAAAGAACGGAAACAACCAACGUAGUGAUGAAAAGCAACCUUCCUUCUGUGAAACCAAAAGCAAAGUCUUCUAAAGUGACUAUCAGGAGGACAUCUCCCCGAAAAACUGUUCUGGAACCAUCUCGCACUGAAGAAGAAGAAGCCUUGUCGCUCAAACCAGGUGUGUAUUACUUUGCUGACAAGAACAGCAUUGUAGACUUUCUGAAAAAUAAGACCACUAAUGAUACUCUCAGAGAGGACAUGGAGUGUAAAGUUAUUUCUCAAAAAAGAUCAAAUAUACCAGCACUCUCAAAACCAGUGUUCCGAGUCAAGUCUGCUCCAGAAACGGCACCACACCUGAUAAGGAGCGGAAGCUACUCGCACAAACGAGCAAAUAACCAGAAGACACAUGCAGCUCCCAAAAGAGGCUUCAAGAGAAAGCUACAGGAAUUGCAAACGGACACACACUUUAACACUGAAGUGAUACAUGACUUUACUCAGGAUGUCACUUACUGUGAAAAUAGGACAAGAAAGGAAAAUGAUGUGUCAAGUUCAGUGCAAUAUUAUCAGGACAUUCAAACAGUACCUCAACUCUCUUCACAGCAUGGUCACGAUACUUAUGAAUAUUCUACAUCAGGGCGUCAUGAUCUUGGCCUAGUGGAAAGCCCAGAGGUUCAGGAUAAGAAUGUUGACAGUACAGCAGCUCAUAAUGUAGAGGAGGAGAUGGAGUUUUCACACAGUUGCGGAGGAAAGGGUCGUUUGACAACUCAUCCUAGCUCAACAGUAGGCAACCUUCAGGAUGUUGAAACACAGGGUACAGGACACAAAAGUAAGGUUUUCCUAAAUGAAUCGAACAAUGAGGAGGAAAACUAUGACGAUUACAGUAACAAUGACUUCGGAGAGAUUGAAGAAGAGUUUUCAAAUUCGAGUGCAGAUGUUAAGGCCGAUAAUCUGCAUUCUGUGCCUGAAAAUAGCAAAUUCUCCUCUCCUGAACAAUCAAAUAGUAUCUUUGAUAAAAACCAAGAUUUAUCUACGUCUACACCGCACUCUGUUUUCAAAGGAAUACUAAGGACUCCUCGUAAAAGAACAGAAUAUCAUUCCUCAGAGUCCUCAAGUGUACAAUCACCAGUGGCAAAUGUGGACUUGAUAGAACAGACUAGAAAACUUCCAUGUCCCAAUUGGCUUUCUCCAUCUGCUAGGCUAAGAUCAGCACGAAGUGGCGAUUUGUCACUGUCACAAGUUAAACCCAACAAAUAUGACAUUGGUAUGACACCAGAUGAGAUUGUCAGAACAGAUUUGUUUUCACCAGGAGAUGGUGGGAUCUUUUCCACACCUUGUGUUUCUCCAAUACUUGAUAGAAAAUCAGACAAAACGGGAAAAACAUAUAAAAUGGAAAGACUGUAUAACAAGUGUGCUUCAUUAGACACCUCAACAGAUGCAGAUAAAUCCUUACAUGUGUUAGCAACUGUAGCAACAGAUCUUGAAACACUGGAUAAAACUUCACAAUCCAAUAUAUCUGACAGAAAUCACCUUCGUGUCUUCAAUUCCGUUGUCCCUUGUGAGUUGGACAAAGAGAAAUCUGUUGGUGUUGGCACCAAAAAGACCAUGAAAAGGGAUAGAUUUGUGUUGUUCUUAAGACAGUUACUAGACCAUGUGACAAUUAGUAGAGAAUCUCCUUCAAAGAAAUGUGUCGCUGUGAAAUUCAAGGAUGUUGCUAAAACACACUUCCCUGCACUUUGGAAGGAGUCAGGACAGACAAGACUGAAAAAGCUGGCCAGGCUUUUGGCACUAAGUGUCCCUGCCAGUGCUGUGGAAGAUGGCUUGCCUUUGACGUGAUAGCUAUACAGAAGUUGGUUCCAGUCCAGACUCAUGUUUCAAGUGUACAAUGAAACCUCAUUAAUUUGUAUUACAGCAUUCCAAAAUGCUUGCUUUGUUUAUCCAGUUCACUUCAUAUCUGAAGCUGACUAUUUUAAAUCCCAGGAUAUGCAUAUUUUCACUUUUGAUAAUUAUAAACAUGUUACCGAUUCAAAUUUUUCAUUAAUAAGCUAUCAAGGCUUUAAACAACCAAGUACUGGACACUGUAAUAUGGACCAUUCCCGAUUCUAAAUUGUCCGGUCCAGUGAGGUCCUUCAACACGUUUCUAGUUAUAUCAAAGCAGGUGUCCUUAUAAUUAACAGAACUUAAGGUGUAGCAUAUUAUCAAUUUUGUGAGCAUCCCUAUAAGUAGAGGGUGUCUAGGCAAGAUGAGAAUUUAAACCUGGUGAAGAAUAUUAUUGAAAAAUGCAUAGUGGAAGACCAACAAAUAAUAAUGUUCUUAUAAAUUAUGAAGAAAACCUAAAAUUAGGCAGCAGCUUUUUUAAAGAACAAUAAUUUUACUACUGUUAAAGGUGAUGAAGGUUGAUUUGGAAAAUAUUCUUUCCAAUUAGAAUUACUUUAUCUUUAAAGAUAAAGAAAUGUGUAUUUUUGAAAAGUUUGUGGCCACAAAUAACUUAAAUAAGGGAUCAUGAGUUCUAUCUGCGUGAUAGAUGUGUACAUGUACAAUAUACUGGUAUUAAAUGUACAAAAAAGACUGAUAACAGAGAUUUUGUCUUUUAACGUUUAUUUUAUUAUUACAGGUUUAGAAUUUGGUGUUUUGUUUAAUACUGAAAGAGUGAAUAUAAUGACAGAAAUUUGCAUCAUAAAUGGACCAAACUUUAACAUCGGAACACUCUUGACUCCCUUCAAAUACAUGUAAUUGUGUUUAUAGUACUGGUUCAUCUUCAGGGCUUUUCGAUACAAUCUUGUCCUGUAUAACUUUUAACAUGUUAAAACCAUCAUGAUGAAAUUUGAAGUAUACUUGCAUAACCCACAAAUGUGCAGUGUACUGUGAUAUGGUCACUGCAACAUUAAUUUCAAAAUAAAAUGUCAAAUACGUCAAAAAAAGAAAAUACAGCCAAAUGUUGUCCAGGCUCUUGCCAAAGUGCAAAAAUAUUGUGGUAUUUCUGCUGGCAGGCAGGUGUUGUUUUUCAGGAUAUUGUGAUUUGACCAGCUUCAAGAUACAAGUUUCUCUUGUUAGGAAAGUAAUGAAGACACUGUGUUAAAAUUGAAAUGAUAGUUUCCAGAUAUACAGGUGCACAUUUAUUCAGGAGUUUCUAUGAAAGAUUGAUUGUAUUACAUUUAUAGAUUUAUAUUUUAAAAUGAAUGGCUGGGUGCUAUUAUAUGAUUACAAUGUUGCGUUUUGUAAAAGCUGUGUUCAGUAUUUAGUUAUUUGUAUGUGUUUAAAACUCAUUGAAUGAUAUUAGAAAGAAAGGGGAUGGAUCCAAACAAUUUUACUGCAAGUACUUCUGGUUGUUUUCUAAAUGUUAACCGAUGUUUUCUUGAAAAAAAGACAGACAUUGAUCCAGAAAUUUUAAAAGGAUUUUUUUUUUAUCCUGCAUUUACUAUUACAUACUAUUAUGUAUUUUAUUUUCAUGAUAAAACAAUAUACAUAUAAGGGAAUCAAGUUAUUAUUUUACCAAAAUCAAAUAAAGAACUGUUGAUUGCAAUCUGAUUAAAAUCAUAUGUUACAUGGCUUCGUUAACUUCGUACUACGCCUGAACCCAUGUAACGGAUGAUUUUAAUCAGAUUGUGUUGAUUGAUAAAUCUUGGUUGUCAAAUAUAUAUUACUGUAGUGAUUGGACUAUGUGCAGAAAAGAAAUGAGAUUUUAUUGGUAAUUCUGAAACUGCAUUUAUUUAUUAUAAAGGAAAUGUUGCUUUAUUCUGGAGAUCUGAUUUAUUUGGACAGAUGGUUUACUUUGUAAUAAAUGAGGAUAUGAAUGAUACUUAAAAAACCAAGUUCAUGUUUUGUGAUAUGUGGUGGACUUCCAGGUCAUUGAAGUGUUAGGACAUCUGUAAAAUACCGUUUAGGCUUUGUUAUGAAUAGCAUGUGCAUUAUUAUUAUUAUUAUUUUGCAGCUGUGUGUUGUAAGCUGUUGGAAGAAUUACUUUUUGCUCAGGGUAUGAGAGAAAAGUCAUUGCAUAUGCAUUGAGAACACGUUCUCUUGUAAUUUUCCACACUUCCUACAGUUAGUUGGUGUAAAAAAUGACCUGGGAAUUUUCUAAAAGAUGCAGAGUGAAAUCACACUCUAAAACCCAAGAACAUCCCCAAUCACUAAUUAGUGCUAUGAAAAAAAGUAUUUUCCACUGAAAAAGUUACAAAUUUAUGUGUAUUUUUAAGUUUAGGCUGACAGGUCUGUCAAUUAUAUCAAAAAUGACAUUUUGAUACCCUUUUAUUUUUUUUCUCUAAUGUCCAUAUCUCGUACAAAUAUCCACGAUCAUCUAUUCUGUAAGUCGGAGGAUGUCGGAAUCCCAAAGAGGUGAUACAUGGUAUGUGUCAAUAUAACCUGCCUACAAUCGGCGUUAACUACAAUAUAAUGGAAUGAUGCGGUAUUUAGGAGGAUGGGCAAAACAAAUUAAAUCUGUUGUGUCUGUUACAGUUACUAUGUUCGGUUGAUUGUCCAGUAAUUUUGAAAACAAAUCUCGAAAAAGAAGGCAUUUUGAUAAUCAGUUAGUCGGACUUGUCAUCUUUGCUACCUCACAAUAUGUUUACUUAGUGGAUCCAUAUACUAUAACAGUACAAUGUUUACUAUAUAUACGAUAUGUACUUACAUACCUAUUUGAUUACUUCCACAUUAUUUUUCAUUGAAACAAUGCUUGUCAAAUUUAAUAUAAGUUCAAAAUUUAUGUAAUGGAGUCCUAGUGUGGACUGAAUUUUUUGGUUGUUUAACCACAAAAACAAGAUUUUCUUAAAAUUUCAUCUUGAAAGCUUCAUAUGAAACAGUAUCAAGAGAAAAAGACGCCCAAAACGACAAAUCGUAAUCAGCAAUUUUAUUUUGAGAGAUACGAGGGCAUAUCUAAUUAAGACCUGGAGGAAAAUCAAACUUUGUUGGAUUUAACAUGACAAAACACUUUUUUUCAAAUGUUUAAUUUUGAGGAAAAUUAGGACUAUGUCUGAUUAUUAAGAUACGGGAAAUCCAAAACGGUAGCUAAAGACUGAGUAAGUUGUUUAUCAUGCAUAUAAGUUUACUUGUAAUAGUUCUAAUAUACUAGUCACAAUUAUGAAAUAAUAGUUCAUAUUCAUUGAUUAAAAUGUCAUGCACACUGUGCGUAUGCAAUAAUUUCGUUUUUUAUGUUAAAUCAAAAAUGUUUUACUCUCUAGUUGUUAGUACCAGCUUGUUGAAUAUUUGCA